This is a messenger RNA of Acomys russatus (golden spiny mouse), 1002 nucleotides long. It is a transcript of the gene Cd274, whose product is annotated as CD274 molecule. Bases 139 to 1002 code for a protein of 287 amino acids. Gene Ontology annotation, cellular component: external side of plasma membrane. Gene Ontology annotation, biological process: T cell costimulation; immune response; cell surface receptor signaling pathway. NCBI's taxonomy places the organism in Eukaryota, Metazoa, Chordata, Mammalia, Rodentia, Muridae. The record is from RefSeq and is a predicted model, not a curated record. The transcript is spliced from 6 exons.
CUAGCAGCGCUCGCCGUCGCCGACAGUCUCUGGGUCUACAGGGGACCCACAACCAUCUGUAACUCCCUCUCCAGGGAAUUUGACGUACUCUUUUGGGCCUCUGUGGACACCGGGCACACAUGUGAUAAUUCCAGAAACAUGAGGACAUUUUUCAUCACUAUAUUCACAGCCUGCUGUCACUUGCUAAGGGCAUUUACCAUCACGGCUCCCAAGGACCUGUAUGUGGUAGAGUAUGGCGACAACGUCACGAUUGAGUGCAGAUUCCCAGUGGGACACGAACUGAACUUGCACGCAUUAAUUGUGUACUGGGAGAAGGAAGAUAAGCAAGUCAUUCAGUUUGUGGAUGGAGAGGCAGACCUAAAGCCUCAGCACAGUAGCUUCGCGGGGAGAGCCUGGUUGCCAAAGGAGCAGCUCUUAAAGGGAAACGCUGCCCUUCAGAUCACAGGUGUGAAACUGCAGGAUGCAGGCGUGUACUGCUGCAUGAUCAGCUACGGUGGUGCUGACUACAAGCGAAUCACACUGAAAGUCAACGCCCCAUACAGAAAAAUCAACCAAAGAAUUUCCAUGGACACAGCCACGUCUGAGCAUGAGCUAAUGUGUCAAGCUGAGGGUUACCCAGAAGCUGAAGUCAUUUGGACAAACAGUGACCAUCAACCCUUGAGUGGCAAGAGUACCAUCACUGCGUCCCAGACUGAGGAGAAGCUUCUCAAUGUGACUAGCACUUUGCGGGUCAAUGCAUCAGCCAAUGAUGUUUUCUACUGUAUUUUCCGGAGGUUACAGUCGGGCGAGAACCACACAGCUGAGUUGAUCAUCCCAGAACCACCUGCAGUCUUUCAGCCAUGUAAGAGGACUCACUGGCUACUUCUGGGCUCCAUUCUACUGUUCUUUGUUGUAGCCUCCACAGUCCUCCUCUGCUUGAGAAAACAAGGUAUUUUCUCCCUUGACUUGGUCUCCACACUGCCCUUGGGGAAGUGCAUGAAGGUCCUCUUACUGUGGCAUUGA